Messenger RNA from Drosophila teissieri, 1880 nucleotides. RefSeq names its product aromatic-L-amino-acid decarboxylase. The transcript has 3 exons. Gene Ontology annotation, biological process: catecholamine metabolic process; serotonin biosynthetic process; amino acid metabolic process. The record is from RefSeq and is a predicted model, not a curated record. NCBI's taxonomy places the organism in Eukaryota, Metazoa, Arthropoda, Insecta, Diptera, Drosophilidae. Bases 167 to 1810 code for a protein of 547 amino acids. Gene Ontology annotation, molecular function: aromatic-L-amino-acid decarboxylase activity; pyridoxal phosphate binding.
GAACUCAAACGGAAAACGCUUAAAAGUAUUAAUAGCAUUAUUUUCAUUAUCAUUAUUUUUGCUACCAUGUAAUUUGUAUUCAAUGUCGCUCAUUUGCGUUUGCAGUGAAAGCUAAAGCUAUUUAUGUUUGAGCUGCGCAAACUGUUCUGAUUAGCACUAUCAUAAAAUGCCCACUUUUAUUAAUAACACUCUCAAUAAUCGCACGUUCUUUCACAUUAGCUCUAACCAUUCGAGUUCAUAUCAUUGCAAAAAGUCAAUCACUCUGAAAAUGAGCCACAUACCCAUUAGUAACUCUAAUCCACCAAAACAAACUGAUGGUAAUGGUAAAGCUAACAUUGCUAACAUUUUGGAAGAUAAGCUGGACCCCAAGGUUUCGAUCGACAUGGAGGCGCCGGAGUUCAAAGAUUUUGCCAAAACAAUGGUGGACUUUAUAGCCGAAUACCUGGAGAACAUACGCGAAAGGCGCGUUCUGCCGGAAGUGAAGCCCGGGUACCUGAAGCCGCUAAUUCCGGAUACGGCGCCCGAAAAGCCGGAGAAGUGGCAGGAUGUGAUGCAGGACAUUGAGCGGGUCAUCAUGCCGGGAGUGACCCACUGGCACAGUCCCAAGUUCCAUGCCUACUUCCCCACGGCCAACUCUUAUCCAGCGAUCGUGGCGGACAUGCUGAGUGGAGCGAUUGCCUGCAUCGGAUUCACCUGGAUUGCCAGUCCCGCGUGCACGGAACUCGAGGUGGUCAUGAUGGAUUGGCUGGGCAAGAUGCUGGAGCUGCCGGCGGAAUUCCUGGCCUGUUCGGGCGGCAAGGGAGGCGGAGUCAUCCAGGGAACGGCCAGUGAGUCCACACUGGUGGCGCUGCUGGGAGCCAAGGCUAAGAAGGUGAAAGAAGUGAAGGAGCUGCAUCCGGAGUGGGAUGAGCACACCAUCCUGGGCAAGCUGGUGGGCUACUUUUCUGCCCAGGCUCAUUCCUCCGUGGAGCGUGCUGGUCUCUUGGGAGGAGUGAAGCUCCGUUCUGUGCAGUCCGAGAAUCACAGAAUGCGUGGUGCUGCACUGGAAAAGGCCAUCGAACAGGAUUUGGCCGAGGGUUUGAUUCCCUUCUAUGCCGUGGUCACCCUGGGCACCACCAACUCCUGCGCCUUCGAUUACUUGGAUGAGUGUGGACCCGUGGGAAACAAGCACAAUGUGUGGGUCCAUGUGGACGCUGCUUAUGCCGGAUCCGCUUUCAUUUGCCCCGAGUACCGCCACCUGAUGAAGGGCAUUGAGUCAGCGGACUCUUUUAAUUUCAACCCACACAAAUGGAUGCUGGUGAACUUCGACUGCUCGGCCAUGUGGCUGAAGGAUCCCAGUUGGGUGGUCAACGCCUUCAAUGUGGACCCUCUUUACCUGAAGCACGAUAUGCAGGGAUCCGCUCCGGACUAUCGUCACUGGCAAAUCCCACUUGGACGGCGAUUCCGGGCUUUGAAGCUCUGGUUCGUCCUCCGGCUGUACGGAGUCGAGAAUCUCCAAGCCCACAUCCGCAGACAUUGCAAUUUUGCCAAGCAGUUUGGGGAUCUCUGCUUGGCGGAUUCCAGAUUCGAACUGGCCGCUGAGAUUAAUAUGGGAUUGGUCUGUUUCCGUCUGAAGGGCAGCAACGAGCGGAACGAAGCUCUCCUCAAGCGAAUCAAUGGACGCGGCCACAUCCACUUGGUUCCUGCCAAAAUCAAGGAUGUGUACUUCCUACGCAUGGCCAUAUGCUCGCGAUUCACCCAGUCCGAGGACAUGGAGUACUCGUGGAAGGAGGUCAGUGCCGCUGCCGACGAGAUGGAACAGGAGCAGUAAAUUGGUUGUGCAGAUCUGUUCCGUGUUUAAUUUAUAAAUCAAUAUUGAAUUGAUUCUAUAUACCACAAAA